UGAGACUUGGAUCAACAUGAUCGUGGGUUUCCUUGUGGUUCUGAGCACACUCAUCCCAGGCGGUGUCUCAGUGUCCACGUGGAGCAUGAACGCUUCCAAGGAGACUGAGGCGAUAAGAGGACAAGACGUCGUCCUCACAUGCUCCUUCACUCAUCCCAAGCAGGAUCACUAUGCCGGCAACAUCAUGGUCGAGUGGUCCAAAGACUCCAAACAAUCCGGAAAGCCUUUCUUUGCGUGCUCCAUCCAAAACAUCUCCUCAGUGAACCUCAGGGCCUGCUCAUGGUCAAGGUACUCACUGCAUGGCGACCCGCGACAAGGGGUGCUGUUGCUUCUUAUCGAAAGGGUCCAGCCGAACGACGAAGGCGAGUACUCGUGCCGUAUAAAACUGGACAACAAGAACGAGAUGGAGAAGACGAUGGUGCUAAAGGUCGUAGAGAAGCCGGAAAUCCUCAGCUUGUCAUUGGUCAAUGACAGCGCCCCCCAGAGGCUGCAGUGUGUCACAGCGGGCAACCCCCUGCCCAACAUCACCUGGCUGUCCACCUCCAGGGGUCCCAUAUUAGCUGAGAAGGAGAAAAAGGAAGGGUACCGGCUGACCAGCUGGGUCCCUUACGAGGUGGGGGACCGGGUCACGUGCACGGCGACGAGUCGAUUGGGUCGGGCUGAGCGGACCCUGCAGCCCCCCUCAAACGCUCUGACCGUCGCACUGAUAGCGGGCGGCGGCGCUGUGCUUCUGCUGCUGGCCACAGGGGGCGUCGUGCACCUGCUGAGGCGCAGAGAGGAGCGUUCACUGCACUGCACACAUAGUCCAGCUGAGGGCGCUGUUGACUUUCAGGCAGUUUACUCCACUGUUGUGCUUCCUGUUUCCGAGGAGAGUCCACUGCACUGCACACAUACUCCAGCUGAGGGCGCUGUUGACAUUCAGGCAGUUUACUCCACUGUUGUGCUUCCUGUUUCCGUUGAGCGUGUCACGCGCCCACAAGAGACAUUGCCGCCAUGACAGGAAACGCCGCAGAGGUCACAGAUGAGCUGGAGCCUACCCCAGGUGUUCACCUGUCAAUCAGACUGAAAGCGAGACAAAAGCAGGACAAUCUUUCAUAGAUUAAAAACUGUUGCUUUUCCCCAAAAAAAUAAAUGUG
Molecule: messenger RNA, 1136 nt
Organism: Entelurus aequoreus (snake pipefish)
Lineage: Eukaryota; Metazoa; Chordata; Actinopteri; Syngnathiformes; Syngnathidae
Gene: siglec15l
Product: sialic acid binding Ig-like lectin 15, like
Exons: 8
Coding region: 17-997 (326 amino acids)
Biological process (GO): regulation of actin cytoskeleton organization; regulation of bone resorption; regulation of osteoclast development
Cellular component (GO): plasma membrane
Source: RefSeq, a predicted model, not a curated record